CAAACAGAGAAACCGCCAUCACGGCAUCACCUGAGCAGCUGAGCUUCCAUUGAUUCAUUCGCUGUACAUACUAUUAUUAUACGUACAUAAACAAAGUUAAUUUCCGCCAUAAAGCUAGAGAAAAGUUGCACGCUUUUACCAGAAUUCGAUCAUCGCCCAAAUACUUUGUCUUCUUUUUCUUCUAAUCUUCUUUGUUGUCGUCGUCGUCGUCGUCAUCGGAGGCUGAAAUCUCUGGAGCUCCCACUUAGACGCGAGUUCCGAUCCGGUUCCGUGGCUGAAUGUGAGGCGAUCGAUAUACUCGGAGCUUGUUCAAAUGGCAUCAACUGUCAACAUUACUGUAGGUUCUCAUGUCUGGGUUGAGGACCCUCAAUUGGCAUGGAUAAAUGGAGAAAUAGUCAAAAUUGAUGGUCAAAAUGUACAUGUUAAUACUACAAACGAUAAAAAGGUUGUUGCAAACAUCUCUAAGGUGUUCCCCGAGGACACUGAAGCACCUCCUGGUGGUGUAGAUGAUAUGACUAAACUAUCUUAUCUUCAUGAACCUGGAGUUCUUCAAAACCUUGCUGCCAGAUACGAACUAAAUGAAAUAUAUACAUACACUGGAAAUAUUUUAAUUGCAGUAAACCCCUUCCAAAGAUUACCUCAUCUUUAUGAUAUUCACAUGAUGGAACAAUAUAAUGGAGCAACAUUAGGAGAGUUGAGUCCUCACGUAUUUGCAGUUGCUGAUGUUGCAUUUAGAGCCAUGAUUAAUGAAGGAAAGAGCAACUCAAUUUUGGUCAGUGGAGAAAGUGGUGCUGGUAAGACAGAAACCACUAAGAUGCUUAUGAGAUACCUUGCACAUCUGGGAGGUAGGUCAGGGGUUGAAGGACGUACUGUAGAGCAGCAAGUUUUAGAAUCAAAUCCUGUCCUUGAGGCAUUUGGAAAUGCUAAAACUGUGAGGAAUAACAACUCAAGUCGCUUCGGUAAAUUUGUUGAGAUACAAUUUGAUAAGAAGGGAAGGAUAUCAGGUGCAGCUGUACGGACAUAUCUUCUGGAGAGAUCUCGUGUUUGCCAAAUUUCAAAUCCUGAAAGAAACUACCACUGCUUUUAUCUUCUUUGUGCGACGCCUGAGGAGAAAAAAAGAUAUAAGUUGGGAAGCCCAAACGAAUUUCAUUAUCUCAACCAGUCCAAUUGUUAUGAGCUUGAUGGAGUGAAUGACGCUGAUGAGUACCUUGCAACAAGAAGGGCUAUGGAUAUAGUUGGAAUCAGUGAGGGAGAACAGGAGGCAAUUUUUAGGGUGGUUGCUGCAAUUCUUCAUCUUGGUAAUGUUGAUUUUGCAAACGGGCAAGAGAUUGACUCCUCUGUAAUUAAGGAUGAGAAAUCUAGGUUUCAUCUUAAUAUGACAGCUGAUUUGCUCAAGUGUGAUGCCAAGAGCUUGGAAGAUGCACUAAUUAAACGUGUGAUGGUCACACCUGAGGAGGUUAUUACAAGGACUCUUGACCUAGAGGCUGCAUUGAGUAGCAGGGAUGCUUUGGCCAAAACAUUAUAUUGUCGCCUUUUUGACUGGAUUGUACAGAAAAUAAACAUUUCAAUUGGACAGGAUCCUAACUCAACGUCAACAAUAGGAGUUCUUGAUAUUUAUGGAUUCGAAAGUUUUAAAACCAACAGUUUUGAGCAAUUCUGUAUCAAUUUUACAAAUGAAAAACUACAACAACAUUUUAAUCAGCAUGUAUUUAAGAUGGAACAAGAAGAAUAUGAAAAGGAAGAGAUUAACUGGAGCUACAUUGAGUUUGUUGAUAACCAAGAUGUGCUGGAUCUCAUUGAGAAGAAACCUGGAGGAAUCAUUGCACUCUUAGAUGAAGCUUGCAUGUUCCCCAAAUCUACUCAUGAAACAUUUUCUCAAAAACUGUACCAGACAUUCGUGAAAAACAAUCGCUUCAUCAAACCCAAACUUUCUCGUACUAGUUUUACAAUAUCACACUAUGCAGGGGAGGUGAAUUAUCAAGCAGAUCUAUUUUUGGAGAAGAACAAAGACUAUGUGGUUGCAGAGCAUCAGGAGCUGUUAACAGCUUCAAAGUGCUCAUUUGUGGCUGGUUUAUUUCCACCACUUCCUGAAGAAGCAUCAAAAUCCUCCAAGUUUUCUUCUAUUGGAACACGAUUCAAGCUACAACUGCAGUCUUUAAUGGACACCUUGAAUUCAACAGAGCCUCACUAUAUCAGAUGUGUCAAACCAAAUAAUGUCCUCAAACCUGCUAUUUUUGAGAACUCGAACGUGAUUCAUCAAUUGCGAUGUGGUGGUGUUCUUGAAGCUAUCAGAAUCAGCUGCGCUGGGUACCCCACUAGACGCACAUUUUAUGAAUUUCUUCUUAGAUUUGGUGUUCUUGCUCCAGAAGUUUUAUCAGGGAAUCAUGAUGACAAGGUUGCAUCUCAGAUGAUUCUGGAAAAAAUGGAAUUAAAAGGUUAUCAGAUAGGGAAAAACAAGGUCUUCCUGCGGGCUGGUCAGAUGGCUGAGCUUGAUGCCAGAAGGGCAGAGGUACUUGGAAAUGCAGCCAGGAUUAUCCAAGGGCAAAUACGCACAUACAUUAGACGAAAGGAAUUCAUUGCAUUGCGUCAAGCGGCAGUUCAAUUGCAAUCAUGUUGGCGAGCUAUGCUGGCUUGCAAACUGUAUGGGCAAUUGAGACGUGAAGCAGCAGCUCUAAAGGUUCAGAAGAACUUCCGAUGUUAUGUUGCAAGGAAAUCAUACUCAACAUUGCGUUGUUCUGCAAUUACAUUGCAAACAGGCAUGAGAGCAAUGGUUGCUCAUGAAGAACAUAGACUCAGGAAGCAAACUAAAGCUGCAAUUAAAAUCCAGGCUCAUUUCCGUUGCCACAGAGCUUAUUCUUACUAUAAAAGUCUUCAGAGGGCUGCUAUUGUCACUCAGUGUGGUUGGAGGCAACGAGUUGCUAGGAAAGAGCUCCGAAAGCUCAAAAUGGCUGCAAGAGAGACAGGUGCCCUCAAAGAAGCAAAAGACAAGCUUGAAAAGAAAGUGGAAGAACUUACAUGGCGCUUGCAGCUUGAGAAGAGAUUAAGGACUGAACUAGAGGAGACAAAAGCCCAAGAAACAGCCAAGUUCCAGGAGGCAUUGCAUGCAUUGCAAAUGCAAGUAGACGAAGCAAAUGUGAGAAUUAUACAAGAAAGGGAGGCUGCACAAAAAGCAAUAGAAGAAGCACAACCUGUGAUUAAGGAGACCCCUGUCAUAGUUCAAGACACAGAAAAGAUAAAUGCCUUGACAACAGAAGUUGAGAGGUUGAAGGAUUCACUGCUAUCAGAAAAGCAUGCUGCAGAAGAGGCAAAGAAGGCUUGUACAGAUGCAGAGGCCAGGAAUGCUGAAGUUAUGAACAAACUUGGUGAUGCAGAGCGAAAAAUUGAUCAACUUCAAGAUUUUGUACAGAGGCUUGAAGAGAAGCUUUCAAAUAGCACAUCAGAGAACCAAGUACUUCGCCAACAAGUUCUUACCAUGUCACCGACUGAAAAAAUUAUAUCUAUACAACCAAAAACACCUAUUGUUCAGAGAACUCCUGAAAAUGGAAAUGUAAUGAGUGGAGCAGCAAAGGUUAUUCAUCGUAUGGAUCUGGCAGUAUCAAGUCCAAAGGAGCCAACUUCUGAGGGAAAACCACAGAAGUCUCUCAAUGAAAAGCAGCAAGAGAAUCAGGACUUACUGAUAAAGUGUAUUUCACAAGACCUUGGAUUUCCUGGAGGCAAACCAGUCACUGCUUGUGUCAUAUACAAAUGCUUACUUCAUUGGAGGUCAUUUGAAGUUGAAAGAACUAGUGUUUUUGACCGUAUAAUACAAACCAUAGCUUCAGCCAUAGAGGCUGCGGAUAGUAAUGGUGUUUUAGCUUACUGGCUAUGCAAUACAUCCACAUUGUUGAUGUUGCUCCAGCAAACACUUAAAGCAAGUGGCACUUCAAGUUUUACUUCACAACGACGGAGGUCACAAUCAGCUGCUUUUUUGGGGAGGAUGCCACAAGGCUUACGAGCUUCCGCACAGAGGGCUGGGCUUUCCUUUCUCAAUGGGCGUACACUUGGGAGAAUGGAUGAUUUACGUCAAGUUGAGGCCAAAUAUCCUGCUUUGCUGUUCAAGCAGCAGCUCACUGCCUUUCUAGAAAAAAUAUAUGGAAUGAUAAGAGACAAUUUGAAGAAAGAGAUCUCCCCUUUGAUUAGUUUAUGUAUUCAGGCACCAAGAAGCUCCCGUGCAAGUUUAGUUAAAGGACGAUCCCAUGUUAAUGAUGCUGCCCAACAAGCUCUGAUUGGUCACUGGCAGAGAAUUGUAAAAAGUCUAGACAACAACAUGAAGAUAAUAAAAGCAAACUAUGUUCCUCCCUUCUUGAUUAGGAAGGUCUUUAACCAAAUAUUCUCAUUUAUCAAUGUUCAACUUUUCAACAGUCUCCUUUUGAGACGCGAGUGUUGCUCAUUCAGUAAUGGGGAGUACGUAAAAUCUGGGUUAGCCGAAUUGACGAAGUGGUGCAACUAUGCAACAGAAGAAUAUGUAGGCUUGGCAUGGGAUGAAUUGAAGCAUAUCAGAGAGGCUGUUGGGUUCCUCGUUGUACACCAGAAGCCCAAAAAGACCUUGCAUGAAAUAACAACCGAACUUUGUCCUGUACUCAGCAUACAACAACUGUAUAGGAUCAGUACAAUGUAUUGGGAUGACAAGUAUGGAACACGUAGCGUUUCUUCAGAUGUCAUAUCAAGAAUGAAAGCUUUGAUGGCUGAGGACUCUAACAAUGCUGUCAGUAGUUCAUUUCUGUUGGACGACGAUUCAAGCAUUCCCUUCUCUGUGGAUGACAUAUCCAAAUCGAUACAAGUAGACGUUGGUGAAGUUGAGCCCCCACCUUUAAUUCGCGAAAAUGCAGGAUUCAUAUUCUUGCAUCAACGCUCUGGCUGAAACAAAACAAAUACACCAAUCAUCAAGUAACAUGCAAAAACUUGUGCAUAUACAUCCAUCGCGUUUGCAUAUAUAAUGCAUGUACAUGUAUUAAUAUUUGCUCCAACAACUCUCAUUCUCAGUUUGAUUAUUUUUUUUAUUUUUUAUGAGUUAUACUACCGUUAUUCUCUCUUCCUGCC
This is a messenger RNA of Ipomoea nil (Japanese morning glory), 5079 nucleotides long. RefSeq names its product myosin-17-like. Lineage: Eukaryota; Viridiplantae; Streptophyta; Magnoliopsida; Solanales; Convolvulaceae. Gene Ontology annotation, cellular component: myosin complex; cytoplasm; actin cytoskeleton. Gene Ontology annotation, molecular function: ATP binding; actin filament binding; microfilament motor activity. Gene Ontology annotation, biological process: vesicle transport along actin filament; actin filament organization. The record is from RefSeq and is a predicted model, not a curated record. The coding region runs from base 314 to 4900 and encodes 1528 amino acids. The transcript is spliced from 39 exons.